This is a messenger RNA of Cydia fagiglandana, 1393 nucleotides long. RefSeq lists its product as uncharacterized. NCBI's taxonomy places the organism in Eukaryota, Metazoa, Arthropoda, Insecta, Lepidoptera, Tortricidae. The record is from RefSeq and is a predicted model, not a curated record. Bases 66 to 1265 code for a protein of 399 amino acids. The transcript has 8 exons.
UUGUAAUAUAAUAUUAAUCGGUGGUGCUAAAGUCAGGGUGUUGGAAGAUGUGAUUUUGGGAAGUGAUGAUGAUUAUUCUAAUUUUGUGUGUGUUUGUGGUUAUAAUGGGAGCUGGUUACUCUGCGUCAUUAUUAGACCUCAGUGUCACUGGAUUACCUGACGACAGUUGUACAACAAUUGACGAAUAUAAAAUAAAUAAACAUUGCGCCUACACUUUUAGCUACAGCGCACUCGGAGACAUAGUUCCCUUAAAAUGCACCUUGACGGGAAUACUUUCCGAGGACUACUAUAUGAGUUUCGGAGAUAUACAAACAAUAGCCCUCAAAAAAGAACCCGUUACCACACUACCUAAUGAAAUCACCCUAAAGGGAAAGAACGAUACAAUAGAAUGUAAAGCGAGGAGAAAAGGCGGCGGUUUCCUUUAUUCUGUUGUUGUAUAUUUUAACUACAUCCCGCCACCGCCUACUACUGAACGGGCAACAACGCUCACAGACAAACCUACAACAAUUCAAGUGCCAUCGCCAUCAGUUCUAGAAAGCAAAAGUUACACGUCACCAGCAGGAAACGAGUCUCCCUGGUGGCUUAAAUUCGUGCUAGGAGGUUGCGCAGUUAUAAUUGCUCUUUGCGUCCUGGUGUGCGUUAUUGUGUACUGUCGCAAGAAGAAACCGCUGCCUGACGAUUUGACCUACGCAAACUUGACCAAAGAUCAUAAUAACUACGCGACACUACCAAUGCCAACACCGAGGACCCUGCAGAAUGCCAAGUCGAAGGUGACAGUCGAGGGCACCUACAGUGAGCCAAAGGACUCCCAAGACAUGAGCGAAGCCCUAUACGCCAACCCGAACCGUUUCAAGGGUUCCGAGACUUACGCCGAACCGUACGUCAAGUCCGGUCCCAAACCGUGUACUUACGCCGAACCGAACAAGGCAGAUUAUGCGGAACCUUACAUGCCUAAGGAAGGGAGUUAUGCUGCAAUUGGUAUCUCCGAAGGAGGUUAUGCUGCAAUUGGUAACUCGGAAGGAGGUUAUGCUGCAAUUGGUAGCUCUAAAGGAGGUUAUGCUUCAGUUGGUAAUUCGGAAGGUAAUUAUGCUGAAAUUGGAGCGAAAUCGGAAGGAAACUAUGCUGAAAUUGGUGUAAAUAAUAAUGGCAAUAAGGAAUUGUAUGCAAGACCUAUUCCUAAAGCUCAGAGACCAUUUAAGGCGAAAGAUGAGUCGAAUUAUUCAAACGUGUUUAAGGAUUUGUACGCGAAUGCGAAGAAAAAGUGAAGAUUGUUUAAUAUUUAGGUUUAACGCAACAGUGAUAAGGUCGCCUGUUUAUACCUCGCUUCAUGUAUUAUUUGUAUUUCCAUAUACAUUUUUUCUGAGGUUGUGCAAUAAAGAGAAUUUGUAUUGUA